Messenger RNA from Boleophthalmus pectinirostris (great blue-spotted mudskipper), 2304 nucleotides. RefSeq names its product ADP-dependent glucokinase 2 (gene adpgk2). Gene Ontology annotation, biological process: glucose metabolic process. Lineage: Eukaryota; Metazoa; Chordata; Actinopteri; Gobiiformes; Gobiidae. Gene Ontology annotation, cellular component: endoplasmic reticulum. Gene Ontology annotation, molecular function: ADP-specific glucokinase activity. Bases 280 to 1752 code for a protein of 490 amino acids. The transcript has 7 exons. The record is from RefSeq and is a predicted model, not a curated record.
GUGGGAUUAUCAUCCAGAUAUCCUGAACAAAAGACUUUGUUGGUUUCAUUGUUUUAUCACAAUUAUGAAUCUAGACAUAUGGAUGUCAAAUUGUGUCCAUGCAUGUUCUCUGCAAUAGCAUUGUAGUAAAUGCAGUAAACCCGUAUUUAUUACUUAUAACACCACUCGGACGGGACAUUCGCAUACACAAAACAAACACUCCUUUCUAGACCUGCCCUCAGAGGUGGAGCUACUGCCUCGUAUUCAAGGAACAACAGUGAUAUACAGUCAGACUGAACUAUGGAGGGAGGAGGAAGGGUGUCCUGGUUUAAAUAUGGACCUGUAGUGUCCUUAUUCGUAGUGUUUUUGGCUUUCUGGUUCCGCUCAUCUGAACGCACUGUACUGGAUGACCGGCUGGACACAGUUUUGUCCUCUUUACUACGCGCUGAACGAAAAGUCGGGAUCAACAAUGUCGCCAGACCUAAAGUAGCCAUUGGUUUUGGGGGCUGUGCAGAUUUACUGGUGGAUGGAGUGUCGUUGCUAAAUAAGAUUGGCCUAAUUCCUUCAGAGCAACCCCUGCAUCAUGAUUACCUGGAAAACACUGAGCAACUUGCUCAGAGCUUUGCUUAUUUCUUUGCACCUGGAGCUGCUGCAGAGCGCUUUAUGAUAAAUGACACGCUUUUUAGUGAGUUGGUUGAAGCUUCCCGUGACCUGCCCGGUAACAGAUGGUCAGUAGGGGGUAAUGCCCCGGUAAUGGCCGGUCGCCUGGCAAAAGAGGGAUGUGAUGUGUUGCUCGGCGGAAGCUUCAGCCCAGACUUUACUGAUGUCCUGUCUGAGCAUAUUACAGUGGCAGGAAAAAUACUGGAAGAGCCAGAUAUUCACCUAAUCUUGGAAUAUCCAGUGGGUGCUACUUGGGGACCAUAUAUCUCCCGUAGGGCUAAUAGAUACAUAAUACACAGUGAUGAUCAUAAUCCAUACCUGGACUCAAUGGAGGAAUUUGCUAAGAAACUAACAGAGUUUAAGCCAGAUCUGCUUGUAGUGGGUGGGCUACAGAUGAUGGAUAGUUUCCCCUUCCAAACAGGUCAACGUGAUUUUCUUCUAUCUCGUCUGUCGGAUCUUAUUUCUUCCUCAUCAGCCAAACUUGGUACUCACUUUGAAAUGGCCAGUUUUGUUGAAGAAAGUAUCAUGGAAGACCUCCUACAUUAUGUUAUACCUUAUGCUGAUUCUUUAGGGAUGAAUGAACAAGAGCUUCCAAACUUGCUCAGCCUUCUUAAAGGAUCCAACAUCACUGUAUUAUCAGAUCCAAAUCCUCGUGUAGCCACUGUCUUGGACCAAAUGAGGGAAGUUUAUCGUAUCCUUAACCAGCGCUACAAACUUGCAGUGACAACCGAAGGCGACCAAACUAGAAUGAAGCCACUGACUCGACUUCAUGUUCACACACUGGCCUUUCAAGCUAUGAUCGUCACACGAGGGGCUCAGUGGAAGAACACUAUGUCAGCCACUGCCAAGGCCUCACUCACUGCCAACCGCCAUGUUUGUGGAUCUAAUCAUAUUGAUCUUAGUAAGGCAAGACUAAUCAUGGAUGACUCGUUCUCAGUAAGCAGACAGGAAGGAAGUCAGCGCAUCCCUCUUCAAGAAAGCAGGCCCGUGAGCUGCUGGCAUGAACAAGACUACGAGAUCUGUGUGGCACCUGUAUUGGUUUGUACCGAAGUUUACCAAACAGCAGGUGGAGGCGAUAACAUCUCCGCUGCUGGCCUGGUUCUGCAAAUCUAGUCUUAAAAUGUGAUUUAGGAAACUUGACAUGCAAAAUUACCACUGCUGCAAAUGCAAGUAUUGAAUGUGAUGCUGGUUACUUCUAUACGGUCAGCAUUAAUGAGGAUUUAUAUUUUCUUUGUGGUAGAAUCAGGUCAACCCUUUUACAGCAACUCUGUCACUUGAAAAAACCUAGCCUUAUUGCAACACUAUAGCCUUGGGUCUGAGGGAACAUGGUGAUCUGGAUAAAAUAAGACCUAAAUCAGAGUAGCAAUGCAUCACAAUGUGACAUCAAAGUUUGCAUAAUAGUUUUUUUAUAUAUAUAUAUAUUUAAACCACUAUGCAGCAAAAUGUUCAACUGCAAGGACAUAGAUGACUAUUUGACAACAUAAUAAUUCCACUUACUACCUUUGUGUUUUAAAAGUGAAUAGGAAACUUAACAAGGGGCAGCAUAAAAGUCAACCACUGUUCUUCCCAUUUUGUGAAAACAUAUUUGUAUCUUUUGUUGUUUUUUUCCAUUACAUAAGGUGUGAUAUACAGCAGUGCAAUAAUACAAAAGCGUUGUUAAAAGAC